AUGACUUCUUGUGGCAAAGUAGAAAAUCCAAUUCUAUGUGCAGGGGGUUGUGGUUUUUAUGGAACUUCAAGCAAUCACAACCUUUGUUCCCAAUGUUACAAAGAUUUUCUUAAAGAAGAAGAAGCCAAGAAUAUCGUGGUUUUAUCUGAAAAGAUAUCAUCUCUUACUUUUCAUGAAGGUACAACGACUGAGAAUGUUGAUUCGACAAUGAAGAUUAAGCAAAGAUGCAUGACUUGCAAGAAGAAAGGGGUUGUGGUUUUUAUGGAACUUCAAGCAAUCACAACCUUUGUUCCCAAUGUUACAAAAAAAUUUCUUAAAGAAGAAGAAGCCAAGAAUAUUGCAGUUUUAUCUGAAAAGAUAUCAUCUCUUACUUUUCAUGAAGGUACAACGACUGAGAAUGUUGAUUCAACAAUGAGGAUUAAGCAAAGAUGCAUGACUGGCAAGAAGAAAGUUGGAUUAAUAGGAUUUAGUUGUCGAUGUAAAGGAAUGUUUUGUAGUGUUCAUAAGUAUCCUGAAGAACAUGCAUGUACUUUCGAUUACAAGUCUUUUGGUCGUGUGACUUUGGCUAAGGAAAAUCCUCCAUGUAGACAUGAUAAACUUGAGAAUAGGAUCUAA
Solanum verrucosum is the source of this 615-nucleotide messenger RNA. RefSeq names its product putative zinc finger A20 and AN1 domain-containing stress-associated protein 8. Gene Ontology annotation, molecular function: DNA binding; zinc ion binding. The transcript is spliced from 2 exons. The record is from RefSeq and is a predicted model, not a curated record. NCBI's taxonomy places the organism in Eukaryota, Viridiplantae, Streptophyta, Magnoliopsida, Solanales, Solanaceae. Bases 1 to 615 code for a protein of 204 amino acids.